AUGAACGUUGCGGAUACAUUGUUUGAUUCAUUCAUUCAUGGAUUGCCCUCUUCUUUUGAUGGCGAAGAAAAUGGUACCAAUAUGAAUAAUAAUGAUGGAUGUCCAAGCAUAGAUGAUGUGCAUGGCGUGUUUUCAAUGAUGCAGCAGCAAUGUACAUCUGACGACGCUGUUGGAUUGGCGGGUACAGAAACAGCAUCCUUGUCAUCACAAUCGUCAUCAUCAUCGUUGUGCGAUCUGCAGGAGCACAAGCACAACAUCGGCAACACGACAUCCAUUGUUAUCGGUUCACCGGGGGAAAUCUCCGUCAAACCACCCGCUGUCGUUUCUUCGCUCGAGAACAUUUACCACUUGCUGUUUCAUGACAUUCAUCAAUUGCUUGCCGAGUCAGCUUUUGAUUCACAUUCAUCGAAUCAGUCGAUCCAUCAAUCAUCCUCACAACAUCAACACGCACGUCAUUAUCAAUCCAAACGUAAACGUGAGAUUUCGGUAGCUCCGUCACCAGCACCUUUUGAUAUGGAAGCAAUAUUACGUGCACAACAAGAGUUUAUCCAACGGCGUCAACUUGAGGAGACGUGUAAUGAUAAAGUACGGGUGCCUUGUACGCUGCCAAAACGUUCCCGAAAGAGAGCGCCCACAAGUGCCCAACAGCAUUUGUGA
Molecule: messenger RNA, 657 nt
Organism: Lichtheimia ornata
Lineage: Eukaryota; Fungi; Mucoromycota; Mucoromycetes; Mucorales; Lichtheimiaceae
Exons: 1
Coding region: 1-657 (218 amino acids)
Source: RefSeq, a predicted model, not a curated record